UUGUUUCAUUCUUCUGUUUUGUACUCCUCUGAGCCAUGGUUAUUGUCUAAUGCCACAAUGUUUACUCCUUUAUCUCUAGGAUGCGUAUAGUGGAUGAUGAUGUGAGCUGGAAUAGCAUUUCUGCUGCACAAGAGAAAGAGGAGGAGGAAGAGGAUGAAGGCGACCUGCCUGUGGUGGCAGAGUUUAUUGAUGAGCGUCCAGAAGAAGUGAAACGGAUGGAAGAAUUCCGGACAAAUAAUAAAUGGAAGCUUUUAGGAGAUCAGAAUGAAGAUUCACAAAGCUCGGACCUUUCUCUAGCUGCCAAGCCUACAGCAAGUUCAGAAACCACAAAACAAAAGAACAUUAAACAUACACCUGACCCAUCACCUCCCAGGAGAGGUCGCCAAGAUUCGCCUGAGCUUUCUCCACCCAGGAAGCAGCGCCAUGACUCUUCAGAUGAGUCUCUAUCCAGGAAGCAAUGUUGCGACUCCCCGGACCAGUCGCCGCCCCGGCGGGGCCGCCGCGACUCCCCGGACCUGUCGCCGCCCCGGCGAGGCCGCCGCGACUCCCCGGACUGGUCGCCCAAAAGAGCACCUUUAGUGCCUGGAAAAAAAAGCACCAAAACUAUGGACAAAUCGCAACAGGGAGGAGACCAAGGAGACCGAUCUCAUCUGAGAGAUGGGUUCCCACAUAAGUUCUCAUCGCAUCCUAAGCGGCAGAUAACUCCAGAUCAUUCACCCCCCAGGAAGAGUAGAGAGAAUUCUGACAGAACCACAUCACCGUCUACGAGAAAAAGAACUGGGUCACCUAGUGGGCUGAAAAAACAGAGCAGCUCAAGAGGCUUUUCUCCAGCCUGUAAAAAGCCUAAACCGGCUCCAUCGCCUAAAAGGCGCCAGAGGCAUGACUCUGAUUCUUCACUGCCACAGAAGAGUUCCCAGGACUCGUCUGAUUCUGAUCUUUCCCCGCCACGGAACAGUCGCAGAGCAGGCCUGCUACGCCAUGACUCCCCCUCCAAACGCUCUCUUCCCAAGAAGAAUCGGAACGCGUCUUCAGAUUCCGAUUUAUCUCCUCCCCGAAGGAGGCAGGCAGCUGGAAAGAAGCUCCAUGGUUCCCGGAGCCCUCCUGCCCGCUUGCUGCCGCUUCGAGGCCCGGGUUCUAAAAGUUCUUCCCCAGGGGAUAGAGGAGAGGACCAAAAGGCCAGCCAGAUGCUCUCUGGGGGUAAAGCUGGCUUGGUGUCAGCCGACCUGCUGCGAAGGGAACAGCAGGAGCUCAGGAGACAUGAUAGACAUAACAAACAUUUGGAAGAGGAGUCCCAGAAUGCCGAAACAGUCUUUCGAGACAAAUCCGGCCGCAAGAGGGAUCUUGCGCAGGAACGACGUGAGCAGCAGAAGAAGGCGGAGGCGAAAUCCGAGAGAGAUGAGCUCUAUGCCAAGUGGGGCAAGGGCCUGGCUCAGAGUAGGCAGCAGCAGCAGAACGUGGAAGAUGCAGUAAAAGAGAUGCAGAAGCCACUGGCUCGUUAUAUUGAUGACAAGGACUUGGAUCAGAUGCUUCGAGAGCAGGAAAGAGAAGGGGACCCCAUGGCUAACUUCCUCAGAAAGAAAAAAGCCAAAGAGAGCCAGGAGAAGAAAGAGAAGCCCAGGUACAAUGGACCAGCACCUCCCCUCAACAGGUUUAACCUAUGGCCUGGCUAUCGCUGGGAUGGAGUGGACAGGUCCAAUGGCUUUGAACAGAAGCGCUUUGCUAGGCUAGCCAGCAAGAAGGCAGUUCAGGAGCUUGCAUAUAAGUGGAGCGUUGAGGACAUGUAAACAAAAGAGAAAACCAGAUGGAAGACCAACCCUGGUUCUGCAGCGGGGAGGAAGAGAGACCUCGGUGCACCUAAUUCCAUUGCAAGAGCUGUAAGAAAUGACUCCUCCUUCCUUGAGCACAGUUCUCCCUGAUAGUCACUGGACAACUGGCGUGGCAAGGCUGCCUCUAAAGGGGAGUUCAAGAUGCUCCUGGGAGAAGCUGAGAACAAGUCGCUCUGUCCAGUCAGUGGAGAAGGGGAAAACUUGGUUCCCUGGCCACAGAGAACUUCUGCAGCGUUAUUGUGAGCAGCUGGAAAAUGCAGCAUCUGGCUACCUGCAAGAGUAGUUCUGCUCUCUUGGACUUGCUCUGAGAUGCAGAAGAGACAUCGGUUUCUGGCAUUUAAUAUAUUUUUAGUAGAUUAAAUAUGAAUACGUUUGUAACCCUCUUUUCAGCCGACCUCUCAGUCCCUUGGAAGUGUUUUUGGGAUCUGCUGAUCUUCAGUUGUCCCAAAUCUCAGGUUCUUCUCUGGGUGCAGAGAGGGUUAAAGGAAACCCAUUCAUAGAAUACUGAUGCUCUCGUGGGUCAGGAUUGCAAACUGGAGAUCGAGAUUUGCGCUGUUGGGAGCUGACCCGGUAUUUGUUGGCAGCGAUUGCAUCACCGGCGUUAAUGCCGUUAGGUGGCUUGUCACUGCGGUGCUCCAACAGGUCUGCCUAGUGUCACUGUGAAGGAGCUUGGUGUGGCUCUUCUGUCCUGCAGCGUGUGGAUUCACUGACUUGCAGUGAACGUUGCAAGAACCCUCUCCUGUCCCUAGCUCUGAGCUAGGCGAAGUAGAUGAAUGGUUCCUAUUAUGCUUUGCAGCAUCACUAGUUGGUCCCUUCUUAAAUAGGGUUGUUGAAGAAUGGCGUGUGGGGGAGAAACUCUUCCGCUGUAUUUGACAACAAACUCAUCCUGAAUAGAAGUUCUGGCAGCUGGUUAUGGCCGGAUGUCAUUAACGGUGGGUUUAAACGAAUGACCCUGAUUGUGACUUUGCUAUCUGAUGCUCAAAAGAAACGGGCUGGUUUCUGCUGAACUAACUUGACGUUAGUCCCAGCUUUACUGUCUGUCUGUCGGUUGAAAUCAAACGUUCAGAAAAGCCGACUGUUCUGCUGCAGUAAAACUUGCAAAGACUCUGAGCCACAGUGCAGGUGGGGGCAGUUUUUGGCCUCCUUCCUCUUGUUAAGGCCCCUGUCACCUCAAAGGCUGCUGGAGUUCUCGAUUUACUUAGCAGAGAGAAUGUGUCAAAUGCCCCAGUUGUUUCCAUGGAAGGCCUUUGCCUUAGGAUGGUAAUUAAGCUCCUAUGCCUCUUGUGCUGUGGGUGGGUUCUGGUGGGAAGUAUGGCACAAAGGUUUUGUUUAGGAAAUGUGCUUCUUCGUGUGGGGCUUUCUCCCCGUCGGAAGGUGUUGCUCCUUUUUUGUUUAACAUGUUAAAUUUCUAGCAGUCCUGUAACCUGGAUGUAUAAUUGUACAGAAUGACGUUGUUUUUUAACUGGG
Pelodiscus sinensis (Chinese soft-shelled turtle) is the source of this 3293-nucleotide messenger RNA. Lineage: Eukaryota; Metazoa; Chordata; Testudines; Trionychidae. The record is from RefSeq and is a predicted model, not a curated record.